AUGAAAGAGGUCACACAGGCCUGGUACUAUGAAGCAUGCACCUCGCGCUUUGACGUGAUUAUCGUUGGCACAGGCAUCUCCGGUAUCAACGCCGCCUACCGCAUCCAAGACCAGCUGCCCAACUUCAGCUAUGCGAUCUUGGAAGCUCGCGAGGACCUGGGUGGCUCCGCGAUCAAGGAAUACAUGCACACCACUGCCGAGAAGUAUGGUAUUGAUAAGCAUAUCCUGUUCCGGCACCAUGUGUCAUCUGCGGACUGGUGCACAGCUAACAGCACCUGGUCACUGGUCGUUGAUGCGGACGGUGUGCCCAAGACCAUAACUGCACGCUUUAUGAUUUUUGGUACCGGCUACUACGACCACAAGCAGCCCCUGCAGGCCAAUAUCCCCAGUCUAAAUAACUUCCAGGGCCAAGUUGCGCACCCGCAAUUUUGGCCCGAGGACCUCGAUUACAGGAACAAGAAGGUUAUAAUCAUCGGUAGUGGCGCUACCGCGAUCACGCUUCUCCCUAAAAUGGCAGAUGAGGCGGCGCAUAUCACAAUGCUACAGCGUACUCCAACCUAUAUUUAUUCAGUUCCCAACCACACAGCCAACAGCAGACUAGCAUACCUCCUACCAUCGGGCAUAUAUCACGGACUACAACGAGCUAUCUGGACCCUAAGGCAGCGAAUGUUCCUCCUCUUCUGUCAACGCUUUCCCUCCUUCGCGACCUGGAUCCUCAGGCGCGGCUUGGAAAAGGAACUCCCCGGCCACAUCUCCUACGACCCCCAUUUCAAGCCUCACUACAAGCCCUGGGACCAGCGAAUGUGUGUCUGUCCUAAUGGCGACUCCUUUGCCUGCCUGCGCAGUGGAAAGGCAGAUGUCCACACCGACACCAUUAAGACCGUCACGAAGAAGGGUAUCGCGCUCAAUGGGGGCAUGGCACUUGACGCGGACAUCAUCGUCACAGCAACCGGGCUUAAGCUGCAGAUCGGCGGCGGCAUCAGGCUAAGUGUUGACAAGCAGAAGAUCGACAUCCGUUCCAAGUACCUGUGGAACGGGGUUAUGUUGCAGGAUCUUCCUAACGCGGCCUUCGUGAUCGGAUACACCAACGCUUCGUGGACACUGGGUGCCGACGCCAUCACGCAGUGCAUCACCCGCAUUCUCAAGAUGCUCGAGUCGCGCAAGCUCGUCGCUGCCGUCCCGCGUGUCAAGGCCCAGGAUGCCCAGAAUUUCCAAGACCGCCCCCAUGACCGGUUUACUGUCCAAAGAGAAACUCGAAAUGAUAAGUAGAGAAAC
Messenger RNA from Aspergillus pseudotamarii, 1275 nucleotides. RefSeq names its product flavin-containing monooxygenase. Lineage: Eukaryota; Fungi; Ascomycota; Eurotiomycetes; Eurotiales; Aspergillaceae. The record is from RefSeq and is a predicted model, not a curated record. The coding region runs from base 1 to 1269 and encodes 422 amino acids. The transcript is spliced from 3 exons. Gene Ontology annotation, molecular function: flavin adenine dinucleotide binding; NADP binding; N,N-dimethylaniline monooxygenase activity.